AGAGGGUAGAGAUAACUGAACUGUCAAACACAAUAAAAAAUAGAAAAGAAAAAGAAAAUUGUCUACAUCAUCUAAGUUAUAGUUUCAAGUGUUUAAGCCCAAAUUUUGAACAAACUUUUCAAUCCAAUUUCUCCGUUAGAAUGUAUUAAAGUUUUAAUUAGCAUUCAGUUGUCCAAAGCUGUGAAAAUGUGGAACUAAACUAAAACUAAAGUUUCGUUCUGGAAAAAUAUUUUGCUCUUGUAAAUUGUGCACAAUUGAUAACCAUAACAUCCCUCACUGCAGAUGUUGAUAAACAAUUUGCGGAAUAUUGAAUCUCGAUAUGCGAUUCAACAAACAGGAACUAGCUACACUAGCUACCCAGCCGAGUAACAAAUUUGAUAAAGAAGGUGUAUUGUUCGUAACAGAAAAGCAGGAGGGAUUUUUCAGACGAUCUGAAGAUGAGACUGGAGCACACAGUCGAUCAAAAAUACCACAAAGACGGCACUCAUUGAGUUGUAUUGGUGGAACAGCAAAAGUCAGCCUGGAAAGAUGGUGUCGAUUACGUGGAAAUCUACUCUUCUACUUCAAAACUAGCGAUCAGUUUUCGGAACCGCAGGGAGUGAUUGUACUGGAAAAAUGUGAAGCGAAUAUCCGGAAUAACAGUCGAGAGCAUGAUGGCUUCGUAUUUUUCAUCGAAUUUCAGGACGGGUUACGGCAACGUUUGGCAGCUUAUACCGAAACUGAACGACUUGAUUGGAUCAAGUCAAUUCAAUCUGCUAGCUAUGGACAGCUGCGGAAACAAUUGCAGAUGUUGCGUGAAAAAAUUGAAAAAUGUAAAGACACCACACAUGAUGUUGAUGUUGAAAUGGUUCGAUUGCAGGUCGGCAAGGAAAUAGACAUUGGAGAAAUUCCAAUAUGCGAAUCGGCUAUCUCUUGCGACAAUCUAUUGUGCGAUGGCCAUGGUCGAGCGCCAAAUCCAAUAGUUGUCAUUCAAGUAGUUGCACAAAAUAGAAAUGGUUGGAUAAAAUACAGCCGGACCGAGGUGAUUGAACGCUCCUCCAAUCCACAAUUUCUCUGUACCAUACCGUUUCGGUCAUGCGAUGGUCUCCAUUCGAAAUCAAUGAUUAGAUUUAGUGUAUACGAUGUUCGGGAAAAGGUGUCACAAACGGCGGUACCGAUUGGUUCGGCUGAAAUCGAAUUAGGUGUCAUCCAAGAUACAACGCGUCUGAGAAUUCCGUUGCGGUCGGCAGCUGGAACGAAUGCCGGUUUCAUUACCAUUGCGUCGUGGGCUCCCGAACAAGAUCGCAAAACGCCCAGGUCGCCGGCGAAAAUUGUUGAACAACAACAUUUAGGGCAUAGACGAUCGCAAUCACUUCCACCAAAACUUGGUGUUAAGUUGUUUUUCCCACCGCAAGAGAAGCUGGCACUGGUCUUUGCUAAUCCAAAUAUCCACACAUAUCGUUUACAUUCUGGACUUGGCGGUGAUAUCAGCGUUCACGAAAUAAUGAUGGAGUGCCAACUCUGCUUCAUAAUACCACAGCAGCUAUUAUCUAUUUGGAUACUGCGUGAAAAGGAACUUCUUCAGGAGAUAUCUGGUAUUGGCGAACUGGGUGGGGAAUGGCGAAACAAACAGAUGGACUUGCUGGAUAAACAUCUCAAACUACUGAAAGACUACUCGCAAGCGAAGCAGAAUCUUCAACAGUACAAUUCGCAAAAAUUCUUUAAAUCAUCGGCUAGUAAAACGGAUGAAGCGUUCGAAUUUGCACCGGUUAAUUUGCAUUUACAACGAAUGUGGGCGCAUAACGAUACGUUGAAACGAUCUGGUGUAUUAGAUGUGAUUACCGUGGGUGCGUUUACGAAGCAUGCUGGAAAAUCAAAGACUGGAGGACUGAUCAAAUUGCUUCAGCAAAUGAAAGAUUCUCCAUCGAAAAUGGAUCAGAAUGGCGUUAAAGUACAGGCAGCCAAUGAUGCAGUUCAAGCAAUAAAGCAACUUCGUAAAGAAAUCGUUGCAAUCAUGUCGCAACUUCUGUGUCUUGCAAAGUCCAAAAACUCCAAAGGAAUGUUACCGCUCUGCAACGAAAUGGUGACGAAGACGCGAGUCCUAUUAAAUAUAUGGGAACCAAGUCUCGUAGAAGAAGCAUUUGAGUUUAUUGAAAAGCAUCGUACUGUCGAAGAGCCAGAUAACUUUACCAUGCCCAUGUCGCCAUUCAAAAAGAUCACCCAACAACUUGGUGCCUUGGAUCUGAAGUCACCCGAUUUGGAGGACUUUGCCACACCAAUGGGAUCGGCACCGCCUGACUUAUGGCCAUCGAUAAAUGCAAACAAGAGUCGAUCGCAUAAUUUCAAAACGAAAAGUCCAUCGUCAACGGACAUAAAUGCUAUUGCGACCAUUCAGAACACAGUGAAGACCUAUCAAAGCCAAACAUCUCAUCGUCGGAUGAGUGAAAUGGCGUCGUCGCCUAGCGAACGAAUGUCAUAUUCACUACCCGUCGAAACCGUCAGUUCGGGCGAAUCGGGUGGCAUUAAAUUCAACGAGACCCACUUUGAUGUGAACGGCGAUAUAGUUCCCGGUGAUGAAAUACAACCGACUAAACCGACAACAAUUUGUGAUCGAAUGGACCAUGAAUCGGUCGAAAACUCGUUCGCACAACAAUUUGCUGAAAGUAGAAAUGAAAUUCUGCAUAACUCGACCGAAUUUGACGAUAAUGGCUUGACGCAAAAUUGUUCCAUCGUCUUGGGACAUAAUGGAGCUUUUCUCGAUGCUAAGGUGAUGAGUUCGUCGCCAUCUGCAAAUUUUUAUCGGCCAACCGAGGAGCCAGAACCAUUGGACUUGACUCAACUAAACAUUGAAGCGAGUGUAAUGUGCUUGGUUAGUAAAGUGAAAUUUUUAUGUGGCAGAUGUGGUAGUCCCGCCGUUCGUCUUCGUCAACCGAAGCAGUCAAUAAAACGAGGUUUCAGCAGCCUUCCACCAGAUGUAGUGACUAGUCAACCAAUAGCAAAUUCAAUAUGCACAUCCGACGCAGAACAUUCUCAUAUCUCAACGACUACGGAGACUUCAAGUGAAAUACCGCUGACGAAAACUGGAAAUCUUAGUAGCAAGGAUUUGAACCUAGCAUUGACUCAAGCUGUUGGCGAAGUGACACGCAAAGUAAAAAAAGGAAAUAAAUUCACUGACGGACUAGAUUUAUCAUUGACCACAGACUGGGCUUCCGAACUGAGACCUUCUAUGCGUAAAUUACGUCAGGCCAUGGAUGGUCUGUUGAAAACUGCACGUCUCAUGCAUUCCGUUCAAAGGGUUCAGCAGGACAUGAAAAAAACAUCUGUUACGCUGACCACAAUGUAUCGGCGAGAUGUUUGCUUUUCACAAGCCUUAACAUCUCUUGUGGCUGUGCUAAUGGCUAAAUUGUGGGGAAAUCAAAUAACUGAGAAUUAUGUACACAUCCUUGGUAACUUGGGACCGCUGGUGUACUUUGAAGGACUGCUAUCUCUAUAUGGAUUGGAAACAGACAUGUGGGGUGACAUGUGCGUGGCAAUUGAAGAUUUGUCUUCCGUUCAAUUCACACUGGUUCGAAGCAACAUUCAAAGAGACACUAAGGCACUUCCGGUUCCACGGAUUAUCGGUUCGAGACAAUCAAUAAAAGUACUUCUUCCUGUACCAGAAUCGGUACAUUCCAUUCUUCCAACAAAAGAGACGACUUCAUUCAAAGUGACGCCGGUUUUUUUCAACAUUGGCAUCAAUGAGAAAGCAACUCUGUCCGAAACGCUUGGAUACACCAGAGAACAGCAUAGAUCGAACUGGGAUAAUUUCGACAGAAUCAAACAGUACCACAUUCGGUACAAGAAAUUGAAUCUUUCCGUUCCGGAUACGCCAAGCAAAACCGAAAUCACCGUACAAGUGCAAACGGUGACCGAUCUUCUAUUUGAAAUGGAGGAGUCGCUGAGAUCAAAUGCUUCGAAAAAUAUAAAAAUUCUGCAUUUAGCCGAAGACAUUUGCAGAGCGGUACAAGGCUUACGAUUGACUUCGUGUAAAAGUGCCAAAGAUCGCACCGGUAUGGCUGUUACGCUGGAGCAAUGUCGAAUUUUACAGAAAGAAUUUCACUUACCUGCAAGCAAUCUUCAAAAUGUCAUGGACACAAUGAGAAGCAAAGGCACACGAUGUGAUAAUACCGUUAAGAACAUUGGCAUACGUAAGUAUGCAUUCAAUUUGCCGCAAGUGCUAGCAUUACCGCAAUUAUAUAGGCCACCAACUGGAUCGUAUGGUAAAGCACAAUCUUAAUUGAAUGUCUGCGAUACCAACUGAGAUUGGUUGUUAGUUUAUUGAACGAAUUUUUUGUUUUGUGAAAAACGUUUUUUUUUUGUUAAAAAAAAAUAAUUCAGCUUUAGAUGACGAUAAAUUGAACAUUACACACAGCCAAGAAUAUAUGAAAUAUAUUGGUCGUACUUUAAUUUUAAGUUAUCACCAAUAAAUAACGGUCAAAGGAAAGAGUAAACUUAAAAGUGUGUUCGCUAUUUGACUCUUAAAGAAAAAAUGGAACCCAUUAAAUGGAAUAAUUUUCGUUUUGAA
Molecule: messenger RNA, 4543 nt
Organism: Bradysia coprophila
Lineage: Eukaryota; Metazoa; Arthropoda; Insecta; Diptera; Sciaridae
Product: inositol polyphosphate-4-phosphatase type I A
Cellular component (GO): cytoplasm
Molecular function (GO): phosphatidylinositol-3,4-bisphosphate 4-phosphatase activity
Source: RefSeq, a predicted model, not a curated record